AUGCCAGCAUCGCCCCUUCUCAGCACCCUGCUUCUGCCCAAGGACCGCAGCCCAGGGCAGCCCUCGGCUCCCAGCCCCUGCGGCACCAGGGACCCAGCCCGGGCGCACCCCGGUGCCGACAUGGGCCAGUCGCUGCUUUUCCUGGGCUUGGUGGCCGCCGUCUGCCUCGGCCUCAACCUCCUCUUCCUCACCGUCUACCUGAUCUGCCUGUGCUGCUGCAAGAGGGACCAGGAGCCCGAAACCAAGCGGCCCCACUCCUGCUGCGUCACCUGGAUGGCUGUCACCGCCGGGCUCAUCUGCUGCUGCUGGGGAAUGGCCGCAGGCCAGCCCCGUCCCCGUCCCCACCACGGCCAUGCCGCCUUCCUGGCUAAUCCCGGGCGGGAGCGGGGCCGGGUCGCUAAUCCCAGCCCGGAGCAGAUGGCGGGCGGCAGCGAAGACCCCUUCAACCCGCAGGCGCGUCGCAUCGCCACCCACAACCCGGCCCGGGGGCAGCUCCGCAGCUUCUGCAGCUACAGCAGCAGCCUGGGCAGCCAGAGCAGCCUGCACCCCCCGGCGCAGACCAUCUCCAACGCCCCUGUCUCCGAGUACAUGAACCAAGCCGUGCUCUUUGGUGGAAACCCGCGCUACGAGAAUGUCCCCCUGAUGGGCAGAGGCUCUCCUCCUCCCACGGUACAGUGGACGGCCGAGGCCCGGCAUUUAAUCUGCUUCGAUGCCUCCAUCCGAAGCAGUAAUGCCCUCCCCGGCUCGCCCCUCACGGGCACGGCGGUGGCAUCGCGGUGGGGCCGGGGACGUGGCUCCGGGCAUGCUGCCGCAGCAGGGACACCGUGCUCGCCUCUUCCGGGGAAGAUUUUUGCCGUCAGGUGA
Messenger RNA from Pygoscelis adeliae (Adelie penguin), 864 nucleotides. RefSeq names its product tweety family member 2 (gene TTYH2). Gene Ontology annotation, molecular function: intracellularly calcium-gated chloride channel activity; volume-sensitive chloride channel activity. Lineage: Eukaryota; Metazoa; Chordata; Aves; Sphenisciformes; Spheniscidae. Bases 1 to 864 code for a protein of 287 amino acids. The record is from RefSeq and is a predicted model, not a curated record. Gene Ontology annotation, cellular component: plasma membrane. The transcript is spliced from 6 exons.